AUAUGACCAAGAAUUUGCAGCAAUCUGAAUUAAAAUCUGAUGUAUUGUAUGGGAUCAUAAUGGCUACAGAGGGUGUAUCAGAUGUCAGUGUUGAUGAUGACUUUGCUGUAUCCCAAAUUAAAGCUAAUUUAGAUGAACCAAAGUGGGAUCAGAAUACCUACCAAGGAAGAGCUAAACAUUUCUUUACUGUGACCAAUCCUCUAAAUGUUCUAUUGAGUGGUAAACAACUAGAUGAAGCUAAGACUCUUGUACAGCUAUACAAACAAGGCAGACUUCCGGCCACCGUCACAGAAGAUGAAUUAUGGCGAGCAAAAUAUCGAUACGACUCAGCAUUUCAUCCUGAGACUGGAGAGAAGAUGAUUUUGAUUGGUCGAAUGUCAGCUCAAGUACCAAUGAAUAUGACCAUAACUGGGUGUAUGAUGACUUGGCAUCAGAGCACACCAGCUGUCAUAUUUUGGCAGUGGAUCAACCAGUCUUUCAAUGCCAUCGUCAAUUACACCAAUCGUAGUGGUGAAGAUCCCAUACCAGUCAGUCAACUUGUGAAAUCAUAUUUUCUAGCCACUAGUGGUGCUUUGGCCACAGCAUUGGGACUGAACAGUUUAGUAAAGGUAAGCAUGCAUGUUGUAGUGUUACAAAAUGAGUUAUAUUUGCACUUUUAA
Molecule: messenger RNA, 659 nt
Organism: Saccoglossus kowalevskii
Lineage: Eukaryota; Metazoa; Hemichordata; Enteropneusta; Harrimaniidae
Product: sideroflexin-1-like
Biological process (GO): serine import into mitochondrion; monoatomic ion transport
Cellular component (GO): mitochondrial inner membrane
Molecular function (GO): monoatomic ion transmembrane transporter activity
Source: RefSeq, a predicted model, not a curated record